This is a messenger RNA of Helianthus annuus (common sunflower), 1338 nucleotides long. RefSeq lists its product as uncharacterized. Lineage: Eukaryota; Viridiplantae; Streptophyta; Magnoliopsida; Asterales; Asteraceae. The coding region runs from base 318 to 1094 and encodes 258 amino acids. Gene Ontology annotation, biological process: morphogenesis of a branching structure. The transcript has 5 exons. The record is from RefSeq and is a predicted model, not a curated record.
ACUUAUAUUAAUUUGGUAUUGCAGCUAACAUCCAAAUGGAACAGUACCAAAAAUUGUUUGUGAAAUUAAUGUAAAAGGCAAACAUACCUUAUGCUGACGGGGCCUUUUGAUUGUGAGACGUGUUGUAAUAUGAACCUAGCACAAAUUAUAGCAUAGCCCCACCUACCUCCUCUUGUAUUCUCCUAUAUUUGCGCCUUCGGUAACGUUAGUCUCAUUGACUAUAGUCUUUUGUCGUUCAACAACACAUACAUAAAACUAGUUGUGCUAAGUACUUUCUUGCCUAUCAACUUGCAUCCGUUAAGAAAUACGAGUUCGCGAUGAAGAUCUUCAACUGGGUUCAUCGUCGAUUUCAUCACAAAUAUGAAGUUAGCCAAGAUGUAAAGAAAGCCGAAUUUACUGCGAAUGGGAAGGAUAAUCUAUCACUUCUUGAAAAUGAAGGAAUGGAUGGUGUGUUUGAUGGUUGGAAAGAAGGCAUACUUGCUAUUGGGACAUUUGGGUUUGAUCCUUCGUUAUUGAAAGAUUUCGAUCAUGAAGACGACGACACAUACUUAUGUGAAUACACGCGUAAAGAAUUAUCUAUUGAUCAUGAUGAGGAUAAUGGUGGAGACCAAGAAGAAGAAGAAGAAGAAGAAGUUGAGUUUCCAUUGGUGUUCAAAGCUUGUAAGUAUGGAUUCUUUCAUGAUCAAAAAGAUGAUCACACGCAAUGUGAUGACGUUUGUAAACCUAAUGAUCAUGAAGACUGUGUGGAUGAUCAUACUGACCAGAUGAAAAAGGGAAAGAAGGCUGGAGAAAGAACCACUCUUGCUGAUCUGUUUUUGGCUGAUUCUGAUAAGAACUUGUUGAACAAGAAGUUGACUGAUGAAGAUGAUCAAGAAGUCAAAGUCCACUACAUACCUGAAUCCAACAUAAAACAUACUUCAUAUGAUGAAAGGGUUGCUUUGAUCUCUAAAAAGAAGAUAACGAAAGAUGUUGCUGCUCGCCCGAUCAAGAAAAUUAACCGAAUGGUGAGGAAAAUGUUAAAGAAGAAGAUCCAUCCCGACGUCGAAAAUCAAAAGGAUAAAUGCAGGUUUGAAGCCAUGCGCGUACAUGGAUGAGUUAAGAACGCGUAGUAAGUAUUGACCAUGGAGGAAAGUGCUUGCCAUUAUAUGUUGCUGAAAGUUAUUGAUUAGUUUGCUUUGUUCUUUCCAUUGAGCUUGUGCUGUAUGUUGGUUUCUCAUGUUCAUGAACACUUCAUGUUCAUCUGUAUUUUUCAUAUUUAUUAAUUUGAUCUAUGGAGUGAAUGCAUGCUUGUAUACCAAAAACUUUUUUUUAUAGUCAUAUUUCUCAAGUUCAUGUUGC